AUGACUAGAAAGAAGGUGAAGCUUGCUUUCAUUGAGAAUAAUACUGCAAGGAAAACAACUUACAAUAAAAGGAAGAAGGGUUUAUUGAAAAAGGUCGAUGAAAUAUCAACCCUUUGCGGUAUCGAUGCUUGUGCGAUAGUUUAUGGCCCAUACGAUCCUCAACCUGAGAUCUGGCCAUCUCCGUCGGGAGUUGAAAAGGUGCUUACGAAAUUCAAGGCAGUGCCUGAAUUUGAUCAAAGCAGAAGAAUGGUGGAUCAAGAGAGUUUUCUGAAACAAAGAAUUGGGAAGGCUGAAAAGCAACUUAAAAGGCAAUGGGCAGAUAACAAAGAGAAAGAGACAACCAUGCUGAUGUUUCAGUGUCUCAAUGCUGGGAAUGUCGAGCAGAACGAUAUGUCGAUGGAUGUUUUGAAAGAUCUUUCUUGCAUCAUUGAUCAUAAUUUGAGGAAGAUUGGUAGAAGGAUUGAAUCAGGUGAUAGUGAAAAUGUUAUUCAUCAGAAUAAAAGUGAAAGUCAAGUCAUGGCUGCUCAAAGCCAAGUCCAAUAG
Messenger RNA from Vicia villosa (hairy vetch), 543 nucleotides. Its product is annotated as agamous-like MADS-box protein AGL80. Gene Ontology annotation, biological process: positive regulation of transcription by RNA polymerase II. Gene Ontology annotation, molecular function: DNA-binding transcription factor activity, RNA polymerase II-specific; RNA polymerase II cis-regulatory region sequence-specific DNA binding; protein dimerization activity. Bases 1 to 543 code for a protein of 180 amino acids. NCBI's taxonomy places the organism in Eukaryota, Viridiplantae, Streptophyta, Magnoliopsida, Fabales, Fabaceae. The transcript has a single exon. The record is from RefSeq and is a predicted model, not a curated record.